Messenger RNA from Macadamia integrifolia, 1032 nucleotides. Its product is annotated as ras-related protein Rab7. The record is from RefSeq and is a predicted model, not a curated record. Gene Ontology annotation, molecular function: GTP binding; GTPase activity. Gene Ontology annotation, cellular component: vacuolar membrane. The transcript is spliced from 7 exons. NCBI's taxonomy places the organism in Eukaryota, Viridiplantae, Streptophyta, Magnoliopsida, Proteales, Proteaceae. Bases 195 to 815 code for a protein of 206 amino acids.
GGAGCGAGGUAGCUGAGGAGAACCUCUAAAAAAUCUCACACUCUCUCUCUCUCUCUCUCUCUUCAUUUUCUUUCCAUUUCGUGACUCGUCACUCCUGAAAUUGAAUAAAUCCCAGAAAAAAGGAAGGAGAAUUCCAUUAUUUCGAGCAGGGAACCUUCGAGAGGAAGAUUCCUCUGUAUUUCUUCUUCUUCGCCAUGGCUACGAGAAGGCGGACCUUGCUUAAGGUCAUUGUUCUUGGAGACAGUGGGGUGGGGAAGACAUCUUUAAUGAAUCAAUACGUACAUAAGAAGUUCAGUCAACAGUAUAAAGCUACAAUUGGUGCUGAUUUUGUCACGAAAGAGCUUCAGAUAGACGACAGACUUGUCACGCUGCAAGUUUGGGACACAGCAGGCCAGGAGAGAUUUCAAAGUCUUGGUGUUGCUUUUUACAGAGGUGCGGAUUGCUGCGUUCUAGUUUAUGACGUCAAUGUUCUGAAAUCGUUUGAUACCCUGGACAAUUGGCAUGAGGAGUUUCUCAAACAGGCGAACCCAUCCGACCCCAAAACAUUUCCAUUUAUAUUACUUGGGAACAAGAUUGACAUAGAUGGUGGAAAUAGUCGAGUGGUUUCGGAGAAGAAAGCAAAGGACUGGUGUGCUUCCAAGGGAAACAUACCUUACUUUGAGACCUCAGCAAAGGAGGAUAUCAAUGUCGAUGCUGCAUUUCUGUGUGUUGCAAAAACUGCAUUAGCAACUGAGCGUGAACAUGACAUAUACUUUAAUACCAUACCGGAAGCUGUGUCUGAAACUGAGCAAAGGGGAGGAGGAUGUGCAUGCUGAGGACUGACUCAUCUCCAUCCCCUGUUUGUGUGUGAAUCAUAAUUUUUGGCCCUUUUUUUUUUUUUUUUUAGAGCCAUUUUUUGUAACUACGUCAUGUACAAUGAAAUUUCGAUUGAGACCAUGAUGGUAGUUUAGCUGCUGUUGUAAAAAAUCAUCUUUUUCAAUGUUGAAUUUGAAGAAUAUAAAUGUAAUGGAUGAAAACGAUUUUUGGACUGUU